Rubroshorea leprosula is the source of this 2261-nucleotide messenger RNA. NCBI's taxonomy places the organism in Eukaryota, Viridiplantae, Streptophyta, Magnoliopsida, Malvales, Dipterocarpaceae. The record is from the annotation of a GenBank genome assembly.
CAUAACCCAAAUCUCUCGAAGGCAUCUGUUCCGCUUUCAGACAACCAGUGGCGGCGAAUCCAGUUCUUCACAUUCCGACAACAUGAAACGGAAGAAAUGGUCAGAGCUAGAAGAACAGACCUUACUUUCCAAGUACUUCGAUCUUCACAAUUCAGGGUCUCUGUCCAAGCUCAAGACCCGGGAGAAGAAGUUCCGGCCCAUCGCCGACCACGUUAAUUCUGUGCAUCAUCUCCAGGACCCAGUUACCUUCCCCUUCAAGUGGUCAUGGCGGGACGUUUCCAUCAAGGUGCAGAACAUGAGGCAUCAGUACCUGGGGGUGAAGCAGAAGAUCAGGAUUUCAAAGGAUGAGUUCAAUUGGAAAGAUGGUGAGAACCACUGGGAAAAUUUCUUGAAGUAUAAAGAGGUUUUUGGUGAUGUGGAGCUCGAAGUGAAGGGAAAGAAAUCAAGUGAUAAUGGUAAUGGUAGUGGUAGUGGUGGUGAUUUGUUUGAGGAUUGUUGUGACUUGGGGUUUGGAAUUGACUGUGAUGACUUCGAGGAGGAAGAGGAGGAUGAUGGUGUUGAUGGAGAUGGAGAUGGAGUUGGGGAUGAUGGUGGUGAGGAUAAGGUGGGGAGUGAAGGUGAAUUUGUUGGAGAGAGGGAAUUUGGGGAUAUGGGUGGCAUUCGUGUGAGGAAAUUUAAGAAGGGUAAUGGAGGAAAUAAGGGAUUUGGGAUCCUUUGUGGUCAGGUUUUAGAAUUGAGGGAUUCUGUGGUGAGGAGGGAAGAGAAAAAAAGGGAAAGAGAUUUUGGAAGAGAGAAGGAGGAGGUUGGAAGGGAAGAAGAAAAAAGGGAAUUGGUGUUGAGGAGGGAAAAGCGGCAAAUAGAGAGAGAGGAGAGGUUGCAGGAGAGGGAGGCAGAGUUGGAGGAGAGGGAGUUGGUGUGGGCAAGAAGGGAGCUUGAGAGAAGAAUAAGGUUAGAGGAGGAAUUGGAUGAGGAGAGGAGGAGAAGAAGGAGAAUGGAGGAGAAGAGGGAGGAGGAGGAAAUGGAGUGGAGGGAGAGGUUGGUUGGAUUGCAGAUUGAACAUGAGAAGGCAAUAAUGCAGAUGCAUGCAGAGGCUUGCCAGAACCAAAUGCAGAUUCUUGGGGUCAUGGCAAGGCUCUUCUGUCAGUUUUUUGGGUCGGCUAAUGAUGGAUUGGGCGCUGGGUUGGGGGCUUUGCCUCCUCAGGUUUUACAAAAUUUGCAGCAUCCUGGAGGAUUGAGUGACAAUGGGAAGCCUGACUCCAGUUCUCCUUCAGAAUUCAUGUAAAGUGUGAUUCAAUCACCCCUGUGAAUACUAGUGUUUCUUAAGCUCAGAUAAGCUGUGAAUUUAGUUGAUUCUUCUGAUAUUGGAUGCUUUCCUAAUAUGAUACCUGACUGAAUGAAAUGUAUUUCCUUACCAAAUGUGGUUAAGUUGGCUAUCCCUUGUUUACGCAAUUUAUGCACAAUUCAGGAUCAUUUUCUUUUGGAAUAAAUCUGUUGACUCUUACUUCUAACCCUGUUUAGUUAGCCCUCUACAUUAAAUUUGCAAUUUUAACUUUCUGUGUUCUCUGUUUUAUAUUAUCUUUAAUGUUGCUUGGUUGAUACAUUCCAUCAAUCUUUGAUGAGAAAUGCAAUGUCAAAUUUUAAUUGAGUGAACUAAGCUCUUUUUUCUUUGCUAACUGUUUAAAGCAAAAACUUAGGUGUGUUGUAAACCUUUUUUUUUAUUAACAAUGAAACAAUAGCUUGAGUGCUUCUAUAAUACCCCAAUCCCACGUUGGGAAGAUAUUGUGUGUGAAUGGUAUAUAUGGACUACUACUAACAACUUUGAGCUUGUGCCUGUGAGGAUCAUGGGAAAGUUGGCCCAAUGAGUUGUUAGCCUAAAAUCUAAUGGUUCUUUAGCUGUAAAAUUCCUUAUGGAACUAAAUUAACCUUUGGGAGAUAAGGACUAUAGCUUUUUGAGAAGACUCUUGGUGAUGGAUAGUUUUAUAAGUGCAAAGUAAUUGAACCAGUAAUUGUAGAUCCCAUGAUUUAUAAUAUUGGAAGCAGAGCAGGUACAUGCUGGUUUUCUUCAUUUUGUACGGUUAUCUGUGCUAAUGAACCACAAUCUUGAUGUCCAUGAGUUCUGGGGCUUUCUGUUUAUUGGCCUGUGUUGUUAUACUGCCUUUAUAUUUAGUAAUCACUUGACACAGGUGAAAGUGGGAGGAUUUCUCCAUGGGCUUUAUGUUCCUAAUUAGAAGCUUUUAUUGUAAUAUAAACUCUGGUAUGAA